Galendromus occidentalis (western predatory mite) is the source of this 576-nucleotide messenger RNA. RefSeq lists its product as uncharacterized. NCBI's taxonomy places the organism in Eukaryota, Metazoa, Arthropoda, Arachnida, Mesostigmata, Phytoseiidae. The transcript is spliced from 2 exons. The record is from RefSeq and is a predicted model, not a curated record. The coding region runs from base 1 to 576 and encodes 191 amino acids.
AUGUCUGAAAACGCUGCGAACUUCUGCGGGAAGGUGGUCAAGGUCACGCUGGGCUGUGGACAUUCUUGUUCCGCUCCGUGUAACGUGAGUCGCGAUGAGGCAUACCUCUCCAAGAAGGCUCUGGAGUGCAAAGAAUCGAUUUUUGUAGAAGGCCCGUGCAAGCAUCUCGUCAAGAUCCCUUGUGGGAAGCGAGAGGACCGGCACUUCAUUACGUCGUGUUGCAAGGUUCCCGUCGAGGCCAUGUCCCCUUGUGGGCAUUUCGUCAAAGUCGUUUGUAGCUCCUCGAACAACUCCGGCUUCGUCGUGAGUUUGUGCAACAUCGGCAACGAGCUCAAAUUGAAUUGCGGUCACUCGAUGCGCGUCCCGUGUUCCGAAUCCCGACAGCUUGAGGAGAUCUCGAGAACCUGUGAAGUCAAGGUCCAAAACGUUCUGAGCUGUCAACACACAGUGGAGCAGAGCUGCCAGGGAACCAGAGGGAAGCCCGAUGAGAAAUGCAUCGAAGUUGGAAUGCAACAAAACACUCCCCUGCGGCCACCCAUGCAAAAGGAUAUGCGGCCGACGUUGUGGUCCUUGUGA